Molecule: messenger RNA, 1291 nt
Organism: Rosa chinensis
Lineage: Eukaryota; Viridiplantae; Streptophyta; Magnoliopsida; Rosales; Rosaceae
Exons: 6
Coding region: 199-1011 (270 amino acids)
Source: RefSeq, a predicted model, not a curated record
AUAGGCUCGGGUUAGAAAUUGGAUUCAAUUCUUCCUGUGAAAAUCAAAGGAUGGAUUAGAUUAAAGUCCAUUCGAGACGACACGUGUCAAAUCUACCAAGGGAAGACCCAUACUUGUAUCCCUAUGCUCGAGGCACUGGAUCAUAACAGAAAACAGUUGAAUCAAGUUGCAACUCCUCGGCAGCCGUGAGCGAGCGCCAUGGAGUUUUGGAACAGAGCCCGCGGCGUCGCCGAGGAGGCGGCGAAGCGAUCGCAGGAUCUCACGAUCGGCGGCGCGUGGAAGCUCUCCGACAUCGUCUCCGACACCGCCAAGCGCUCCAAGGAGAUCAUCGCCGCCGAGGCCUCCAAGCGAGCCGAUCACAUCAAGCAAUUUGCCGACGCCUUUGCUCCGUCGCUACUGCAGCCACCUGCGGCGGAGAUUCCACAACAACAAGAACAAGAGAAGGAUCUGGAAGCGUUCGGAAUCACCGAGGAGUUGAGAGACUUCGCUAACGGAAUGACUUUUGUCACGUUCAAAGAUUUUCCUCUUCCAGAUGAUACACGAUUCUCUGACGUUGCAACAGUCACAAAUGUUAGGCAGGAUCUUACGGAGUGGCAAGAAAAGCAUGCCAAUCUUGUUCUUUCGACCGUCGAGGAAAUUUCAAAAUUAAGAUAUGAAUUGUGUCCACGUGUUAUGACCGAAAGGAAAUUUUGGAGGAUAUAUUUCAUACUAGUUAACAAUCAUGUCGCACCCUAUGAGAAGCGUUAUCUGGAGGAAGUUAAGCAAAAGUCAACUGAACAAUUUUUAGAUGACAGAGUAAAGGAACCUACUAAAGUUGAAACAACUUCUAAAGCAGAGGAUAAGGAAGAAAAACAUCACACUAAAACUUCAACCUCAUCAACUACGGAUCAAGACUUGGAUGCAUUUCUCCUGGGGGACAGUGAUGAUGAUCCAGAUCAUGAUGGUGGGGACUCUGAUGAUGAUUUCGACAAAUUAGUGGACGGAUCGGAUGAAGAGAAGGACAAGUUGUAGAGAAACAAAAAGCUCUUUCAUAAUCUGUAAAGAAUGAAAUUGUUGUCAGCUUGACUCAACAGCAUGUGUUGCUAGAUACUUCAGCCUUUCCAAGGAAAUGGAAUAAAGGUCAUCAUAGGUUCCCCAUUUUUUCUCUCUAUUUUUUUUGUUUUUCCUUAUUCCUUUAUGUGUAUAUAUUAUGAUCUGAUGUAAAUAUACAAUCAGAAAUUAGGAAGACAUGCAUUCUCAGGGCACAAUUGAAUGUUACUCACGUAUAAUGUUGAUCCUUAAGACUUUUAGA